AAAAGAAAUCUGGAUACAGAGUAGUUGAGUGCUGAUGAAUGGAGCAGUUGAGUGCAAUCAACAAACUCCUACUUCUGUUCUUUGACUCUUAAGUUGAAGCGUCCUUUGCCUUUCAAAGAGUGCUUGCAUUAUUUUCAUACAUAAAAUACGCCUCUCACUCUGUUCUGUGAUCGAUCCUCGCAUUAACUUCUCUUCUCCUCUUGGUUUCAGUAUGAGUUACUUCGAUCAGCAACAAGCCCCUCCCCCAACUUACCCUCCUCCGUCCGAGCAGGCCUACCCACCGACGGUGGCACCGCCGCCGCAGGGCUACCCGACGAUGGAGAACAGCGCAGCGAAUCAGCAGCAGGCUCCGGUCGAGACAAGCAGCCGUGGAGAUGGAUUCUGGAAAGGAUGUUGUGCUGCACUGUGUUGCUGCUGCGUUCUUGAUAUGUGCUUCUGAGAAGGAUUGGAAUUUGAUGUCAUGUAAACUUUAUUCAUAUAUAUUUGUUCCUGUCUGAGUAAUAUUUCAUCAAUAAAAUGUAAUAUAUUUGUUUCAA
Zingiber officinale is the source of this 536-nucleotide messenger RNA. RefSeq names its product cysteine-rich and transmembrane domain-containing protein WIH1-like. Lineage: Eukaryota; Viridiplantae; Streptophyta; Magnoliopsida; Zingiberales; Zingiberaceae. The record is from RefSeq and is a predicted model, not a curated record. Gene Ontology annotation, cellular component: plasma membrane. Bases 212 to 439 code for a protein of 75 amino acids. The transcript is spliced from 3 exons.